AAUGGUAUAAUCCACUGUCAUGGCGCCCUGAGCUAGUGGUCCUUUUGGUGGUGGCCUUGUCAUGGUAUCCAUUAUUUUUCUUUUAAUUACAAGCUUUUGUGACAGUUUGGCAAACGUUAAUGGUUUGACGUCGAAUCUCGGUCUAUAGAUAAGUCAACAUGGCGGGCGCUAACACGGCUCAGAAAACCUGGGAGCUCUCAAACAGCAUGCAGGAAGUUCAGAGCAUAGAUGAAAUUUACAAAUAUGACAAGAAGCAGCAGCAGGAGAUCCUCGCAGCGAAGCCGUGGACAAAGGAUCACCACUACUUCAAGUACUGCAAGAUCUCAGCCUUGGCCCUGCUGAAGAUGGUGAUGCACGCCAGGUCAGGGGGCAACUUGGAGGUGAUGGGCCUCAUGCUGGGGAAGGUGGACGGGGAGAGCAUGAUCAUCAUGGACAGCUUCGCCCUGCCUGUGGAGGGCACAGAGACCAGAGUGAAUGCCCAGGCUGCAGCCUAUGAAUACAUGGCCGCCUACAUUGAGAAUGCCAAACAGGUUGGCAGGCUGGAGAACGCCAUCGGCUGGUACCACAGUCACCCGGGUUACGGAUGCUGGCUCUCUGGCAUCGACGUCAGCACCCAGAUGCUCAAUCAACAGUUUCAGGAGCCCUUUGUGGCCGUCGUGAUCGACCCCACUCGAACUAUUUCUGCAGGGAAAGUCAACCUGGGCGCCUUCAGGACCUAUCCCAAGGGCUACAAGCCUCCUGACGAAGGGCCCUCAGAAUAUCAAACAAUUCCUCUAAACAAGAUAGAAGACUUUGGUGUGCACUGUAAACAGUAUUAUGCCUUGGAAGUAACUUAUUUUAAGUCAUCCCUCGAUAGAAAGCUCCUGGAACUCCUUUGGAAUAAAUAUUGGGUCAAUACUUUAAGUUCCUCAAGUCUCCUAACGAACUCGGACUACACCACGGGCCAGGUGUUUGACCUGUCAGAGAAGCUGGAGCAGUCGGAGGCCCAACUGGGUCGAGGCAGCUUCAUGCUCGGCCUGGACACACACGACAGGAAGUCCGAGGACAAGCUGGCUAAGGCCACUCGAGACAGCUGCAAGACGACCAUAGAAGCAAUUCACGGUCUCAUGUCUCAAGUCAUUAAGGACAAACUCUUCAAUCAGAUCAACACAUCUGGAAAUUAGAAACUGAAGUAUAAUUUGGAGUGCACAUUUUGUUGUGCUUUACUGCUAAUGGUAGAAUUGUUUGUAUUGUUUUUCCACUAUCUCUUCCUCCUCUAGAAUGCUUUUUUUUUUUUUAUUCAUUUGAUCUUUUUUCCCCGUUCAUCCCUGCAGUAGUCACGGAAAUAAAUUGGACUUCAUACAAAUAAAUAAACAAAUAUA
Molecule: messenger RNA, 1361 nt
Organism: Dunckerocampus dactyliophorus (ringed pipefish)
Lineage: Eukaryota; Metazoa; Chordata; Actinopteri; Syngnathiformes; Syngnathidae
Gene: cops5
Product: COP9 signalosome subunit 5
Exons: 8
Coding region: 159-1163 (334 amino acids)
Biological process (GO): protein deneddylation
Cellular component (GO): COP9 signalosome; cytoplasm
Molecular function (GO): protein binding; metallopeptidase activity; deNEDDylase activity
Source: RefSeq, a predicted model, not a curated record